AUGCUACGGCCCGGAUGUAAUACAAGAUUAGUUUAUUUCAAAAGAGAUGUGAUACGACGUAAUCUAUACGUUCCUAGUGCUAACAAGUUUGAUACCGUCCCCAUACAAGAAUUAGGAAGAUUUCAUGACAAUCAAAAUGUGAUAGAAUCAAAAAUACAGCUCAAAAGAAGACAACUUCAGAAACGCAACAACAGUCCGCUUCAAGGUAAGGACAAAGACAAUUACAAAGAAAAUUUAAACUCGUUGAGGAAUUUAUCAAAAGACGUCUCCCACUUGUUAAGGGGAGAUGCAAAUUCAAUGGAUGAGCAGAUGGACCCUAAAGUUACUGAUCAGAUCUAUAAUGAGUUACAUCUCAGCAAUAAUUCAAUGUUGAAAGCUGCAGAUAAUGGAUUGACAACGAAGGAUAAUAAUAUGGAGUUCCCAAAAGAAAUCAUUGAAAAUUUGGGUUUGGUAUAUUCGUAUUUGAAUCCUAACGACCAAACUACUUCCACAUAUUGGGAUUUGAUUGUAUCUCAGCUUCAGAUCGGUGAUGGAUUUUUGAAUAUAUCUUCAUCUGCUAUAAAUAACUUCAUAAAGUGCAUUCCUUUACGUGAAUUAAAAAGGUUAUUACCUGUUUUUCAAAAAAUCUUCUCUUCCAAGAAUACACCAAUUCCCAAAAAUACUCAAUUUUUGUUUUUUAAAUCUUUAGCUACAGGUGGUAAUAUACUGGAAAAUGACAUUCAAUUGAUGGAAAAAUAUUUUGAAAAUUUUGCAACUAAUAAGGAGCUAAAACUAGAUAUAUAUGAGACUAUGAUAUGUGCUUACACUAAAUGCGGUGAGAUGACUAAAGUUGAAAAACUAUUAAAAGAAAUGAGACUAAAUAAAAUUGAAAUUUCCAAAUCAAUUUUCACAUCGAUACUCCAAGGCUACAUAUUCUACGAAAAAGACUUCAACAAAGCGUUGGAAACAUUCGACGCGAUGAAAUUUUUAUCCAGUAGUACUCGACCAACUCAUAGAACCUAUACAGAUAUGAUUGUUGCAUGUGUGAUGAAUCGAAAAAUUGAAAAAGCUUUAGAUUUGUAUAAUGAAAUGUUGGACAAUAAAAUGGAGAUUAACCAAAACAUAUUAGCAGCAUUAGCUAGAGGUUGCUCCAGUUCAAAACAAUUUGCAUCAAAAUCUUGGGAGUACAUCUUUAAAAUAUACGAAAAUGGAAUAUCACCUAACUUACAUACUUUUGAAUGCAUGUUACAUAUGUCUGGUUUGGAGGGUGACGUGGAUUUGUCUCGAGCUUUAUUUCAGAAGCUAGUUGAAGCUGGUUCUGUCACAUCGAAAUCAAUUGUAUUUUUGAUGAUGUCUUACUCAAAUUUUCUGAAUACUGGAAAAAAUAGCAAGAUAAUGCAAAGCGACAGGGGUAGAUUAUUUCGGCAUAACAUAAUCGAAAAGGUAGAUUUCAUGAAACCCAUCACUGAGUUCCCUUUUCUUCCCGUUAAAAGCUUAUCCACUAACGAAUUGAUUUUAGCUGAGUCGUCAGCAUUAGUUUCUUUUAUUAUUGACAAUAGGAUUCGGAUGUUAUCUUAUCAAUUGGUAUCUUGUUUUUUAAAUAUUUUAAUUAAAUUUGGUACGUUUGACCAGUUUAAGACAGUUUACAACAACACAACAUUUCCAGUACUUGCUUCAAAAACGAGGAAAUUCUCAGCUGAUGUGGAUACUUCAGAUAUGGGAGAAUCACAAGAAUCAGGUCAAUUUGAAUUGACUGAUACAGAUUUGGCUUCCGAAACCAAACAACAAGGUGACAUCUCAACUAAGCUUCCACGAGAUACAAUCAUCCACGUCAUUGCAUUAAAAGCAGCAUCGACUUUCAAAAAUCUAGAAUUCGCAGAAGAGCUAAUUUUAGAACGAGGACAGUACAGAAAGACUUCAAAAUUUCAAAAAAUGUCCAAAAAAUCCCAAAUUCAGUCAGAUUUUGAUUUUAGUAAAGGGUUAGUCAACUUUUAUAUUGAUAUGAAAAUGUUAAAUGAUGCGUUGGCAGUUGUUUUGCUGUCCGAAGAUAGAUUUAUUUGGAGUUGGAAAGAGUUGGGAGGUUUAGUAGGAGCUGCAUUGAAGAUUGAUGAUUUCAAAUUAGCUCAAGAUGUGAAAAUGGUGAUAAAGAAAUCGAAAAAUAAAGUUGUUAGGUAG
Messenger RNA from Lodderomyces pseudojiufengensis, 2154 nucleotides. RefSeq lists its product as uncharacterized. Bases 1 to 2154 code for a protein of 717 amino acids. Gene Ontology annotation, molecular function: protein binding. The transcript has a single exon. The record is from RefSeq and is a predicted model, not a curated record. NCBI's taxonomy places the organism in Eukaryota, Fungi, Ascomycota, Pichiomycetes, Serinales, Debaryomycetaceae.